Wallemia ichthyophaga EXF-994 is the source of this 525-nucleotide messenger RNA. Its product is annotated as Sulfite efflux pump SSU1. Gene Ontology annotation, biological process: transmembrane transport; sulfite transmembrane transport. Gene Ontology annotation, cellular component: plasma membrane. The coding region runs from base 1 to 525 and encodes 174 amino acids. The transcript has 2 exons. Gene Ontology annotation, molecular function: sulfite transmembrane transporter activity. NCBI's taxonomy places the organism in Eukaryota, Fungi, Basidiomycota, Wallemiomycetes, Wallemiales, Wallemiaceae. The record is from RefSeq and is a predicted model, not a curated record.
AUGAGCAGGCAGAACGUCGAAAAUAGACAGAUAUUCGCGACUGCACUUCUACCCACCGUCAGUACAAUAGUCGCAGCGUCUACAGGUGCUUCUGUGGCGAAUGUCCUCCCAGACUCACAGGCUAGGAUCACUAUUGUCAUUUCAUACAUCCUCUUAGGCAUGGGACUGCCAAUAUCCGUACUCCUCAUGGCUAAUUACAGCUACAGACUCAUCCUAUUCAAGUUGCCCCAGCCUGCUUUCAUUAGCUCGACCUUUAUCACUAUAGGGCCAUGCGGGCACUUCCCUAUCGGCACCCUGGCCUUGUCUGCUCAAGAGCUGGGCAAGGAGAUGGACUCAACAGGGAUGAAAGUCGUCGGUACUAUCCUGAUGAUGCUCUUGUUGAUAAUUUGGCUGCUUCUUUUUCCAGUGACUCUUUACUUCAGCGUCAUUAAGGAUUCUUGGUUCACUAGCCCGUGUCUGUCGGAAGUCGGUGGCCAGCCGCCUUCAUUUGAGGAGGUUGACUUUAUCAAGAACCGCAAGUAUUGA